UCGCGCACCGAGUCAGGAAGUGAGUGGCGGAUGAAUACAUGUGCGCUUCUCGCCGAGCGCGUCCACAGCCAGAGCCGCAGCAGCGCGCGCAUCCCGAAGAGACCUGCUUUCAGUCUAGUCUGGAGAUUACCACGCUUUACUCCCUACAAACAUGGCUGACCAGUUAACAGAAGAGCAGAUCGCUGAGUUCAAGGAGGCUUUCUCCUUAUUCGACAAGGAUGGUGACGGCACCAUCACGACCAAAGAGCUGGGCACAGUCAUGCGGUCGCUGGGGCAGAACCCCACGGAGGCAGAGCUGCAGGACAUGAUCAAUGAGGUGGACGCUGAUGGAAAUGGAACCAUAGAUUUCCCAGAGUUCUUGACAAUGAUGGCCAGGAAAAUGAAGGACACAGACAGCGAGGAAGAGAUCCGCGAGGCUUUUCGGGUAUUUGACAAGGAUGGUAAUGGCUACAUCAGUGCUGCAGAGUUGCGUCACGUCAUGACAAACCUCGGCGAGAAGCUGACAGAUGAAGAGGUGGAUGAAAUGAUCAGAGAAGCAGACAUAGAUGGCGAUGGUCAGGUGAAUUAUGAAGAAUUUGUACAGAUGAUGACCGCAAAGUGAAGCCGACUCCUUCCGCCGUGCCCUCAUAGAAGAGAAAAAAAUCAGUCAAAUGUUUUACUUACCUCUUGGAAUCUUUUUUUUUUUUUUUUUUCAUGUUUCUUGUUUAAAAUUAAUUGAAUGUUAAAAUAAAGUAUCCUUCUGUCCACACAGAAAAUAAUGGGAAAAAAAAAGUCAAAUAUCUGCAUGAAAUGGUUAGUGAUCCUGUCCCCUAAGAUCGGCCUAGCAUCAGUUAUUCGAGAAAUUUAACCUGUAACCACCUUCAAACUGAAGAAGACCAGCAUUUGGUGAACUCCUUAAGUUCCAUCUGCUCUUGAUCAUGUUUGGGCUGGCCAUCCUCCUUCUGUUCUCUUGUUUUUCUGUUCUUCAUGCAUGCAGCUUGAGCCCGGAGCUCAUUCUCCAGCCAGUCAGCGCGAUCGGAGUCCACUGAAGUGUUGUAUUGUGGGGUUUUGUAAUUUAAGAGGAACCACGAGUAGAGAGAAAGCUUGUGAAUUCAAGUUUCCUGUGGAGUGGGGCUUUAAUGUAACGUGGGGGGAAAAAGGGGGAAAAAUCCAAAACAAGAACAAAAAAUUUUUCAAAAACCAAAAAAAGUUGGAAAUGUUUGGCAUGAUUUUGUUUAUUUUUGUCGAUUGUUUAUUUUUGUUUUGUGACUUUCUCUUCCUGGACGGCCGUCUCGCACCAGGAUGGAGAUGAGGAUGGGAUGGAGGGAUGUUGUGGGUGUUUGGAGGAGUGUGGCUGAGCCUUCACUUUUCUGUCCUGGGUUUCGGUGAAUUCUCCCCUGCACCGCUUCUGCUGCGGGAGUUUGCACUCCACUCUUCAGUUUGCAUUCAUUCCAAGUUGUACAUGCUACUGUUUUAAUAUUUUCUUCAAAUAAAGUGACCAUGUACUUUA
Molecule: messenger RNA, 1489 nt
Organism: Carassius auratus (goldfish)
Lineage: Eukaryota; Metazoa; Chordata; Actinopteri; Cypriniformes; Cyprinidae
Product: calmodulin
Exons: 6
Coding region: 152-601 (149 amino acids)
Cellular component (GO): myosin II complex
Molecular function (GO): calcium ion binding
Source: RefSeq, a predicted model, not a curated record